Molecule: messenger RNA, 4738 nt
Organism: Labrus mixtus (cuckoo wrasse)
Lineage: Eukaryota; Metazoa; Chordata; Actinopteri; Labriformes; Labridae
Gene: apbb2b
Product: amyloid beta (A4) precursor protein-binding, family B, member 2b
Exons: 18
Coding region: 328-3069 (913 amino acids)
Biological process (GO): regulation of DNA-templated transcription
Cellular component (GO): nucleus; cytoplasm
Molecular function (GO): amyloid-beta binding; transcription factor binding
Source: RefSeq, a predicted model, not a curated record
GAGAGAGAGAGAGAGAGAGAGAGAGGAGGUGAGUGAUGUGGUAUGCUGAGAAUUCAGCUUGAACACGGGAAGUUACGGUCGUCACGAUGCCGCUGCAGUCUCUCUCUCAGCGCUGAAUUGAGUUUAAACAGACGCUGCUGUUGCUUCGGUGAAGACCUCGUGAUUGGAUGAAGAGAGAACCUUUGAGUACCAGUAUGGACCCGCUCCAUCCUGGAGUUACCCACAAUCCUUAGUUCUCUGAUCUGCAGCUGAGUCCACUGAACCCUGAAGCGUGACCAGCGCCAGUACACGACUGACCUGCUGUCAGGCGAUCCAUCUCGUGCCACGAUGAUGUCAGUAGACGUGACCAAUCACAACGGCCCGGCCGCCACGCCCCCCACCUCCCUCAGCCUCCGCUCCUCCCACAACCAGCUGCUCGGCGGCGACGUCGUCAACAAAGAGGGCGCCGACACGCCUCCCAAGUGUCGCAAGAAGUACGCGCUCACCAGCAUCCAGGCCGCCAUGGGCCUCGGGGACGCGGCGCCCGCUUCCUCGUCCCCUUCCUCGUCGUCGUCCCCGUGCUCGACCCCCAACAACCCCAAACUCGCCAAGAACGGGGCCAACCAGCUUCGCAAAGCCGGUCACGACCACAACAAGAACACGACCGGCCCCGAGCCCGCCGACCCGGAGUGUCACCUAGAAACCGCGGCGGAUGAUCCCAACGUCAACACGGCCGAGGAGAGCGACAGUCACACGCUCACCAACAACGAUCGAGAGGGCGAGGUCGUCAAGUUGGACGUCGUCGAUCUGCGCCCGGACGCUAACAGUGACGCGGAUCCCGAGCUCAAAUCUGAGUCUGACAUGAACACGAGCGUGGAGCUCACGCUGAACGGAAACACGACAGAUUCAGGCUUAGACGCGGAGGAGAACGACGACAUCAGCAUCCUGUCGGAGAAGGAAAUGAUGUCGAGGAUGAAGAUCGAGGAAGACGGAGACGAGGCGGCGGUGGAGCCACACGAGGAGGAGGAGGAGGAGGAGGACGAGAAGAAGCCUUUGCUGAUGAUGAUGAUGAGAAGCGAGUCUCCCGUGAAGAAGCACAAAGUGUCUUCAGGUCUGGAGCUCAUCUCCGACCUCCACUCCAACAUCAAGCUCCUCAAAUCAGGCAAGGACUCUCCGGUGCCGCCGCCGCCCUCCCCGCCCAGGAAGACCAGCCCACCGGAGGAGGACGCGCCGCUCCUCUCCGUGGCCUCCUCCUCGUCCUCGUCCUCGUCCUCCUCCCCGGAGACCAAGAAGGACAGGAGGACCGGAGCCAAGACGGACUGCGCUCUGAACCGCAUCCAGAAUCUGAACCCGAGCGACGAGGAGUUGAGCUGGACCACGCUGUCGCAGGAGAGCAACUCCCCCGAGGAGACAGAUAUUUGGAGCGAGCAGUCGUUCCAGACGGACCCCGACCUGCCUCCGGGAUGGAAGAAGAUCACAGACAUGGCCGGUAUCUACUACUGGCAUAUCCCCACAGGCGCCACCCAGUGGGAGAGGCCCGCCACCCGCCCGGCGCCCGCUGGACAGACGGAGAUCCAGACCCUGGAAGACCACACGGCCUCCACGCCCCGUAAACACUCCCUGAGCUCCCUCAGCCCCUCCCCCACGCCCGACCAUGAGUCGUGCCAGGCCGAGAUCUUCUUCAGGGCGUCGACUCGUUCAGGCAGCACGACCUCUGACAGCUCGGUGGAGCCGCUCUCCUCUCACGAGCCCACCCUCACCACAUGCGGGUUUGUCAACAGCUGCUACUUUCCUCGUUCCACGUCUAUACAGGGGAUGCCUGAUCAUGACGGUCUCUCUCAGCUGCAGGAAGACGAGGACAAGAAACAAGCGUGGAGUGAUUUUGGAGGAAAGAUUGAUAGUGAGGUGUGGAAGGACCUGCAGGCGGCCACCGUGAACCCUGACCCCAGCCUGAAGGAGUUUGAGGGGGCUACGCUUCGCUACGCGUCGCUCAAGCUAAGGAACCGUCCAGCAGUGGAGGAGGAGGAGUCGAGCAGCGUCAACAGCGACCCUGAAGCAAAGUGUUUUGCAGUGCGCUCUCUGGGAUGGGUGGAGAUGGCCGAGGAGGACCUGGCUCCUGGAAAGAGCAGCGUCGCCGUCAACAACUGCAUCCGACAGCUGUCCUACUGCAAGAACGACAUCCGGGACACCGUGGGCAUCUGGGGCGAGGGGAAGGACAUGUACCUGCUGCUGGAGAACAACAUGUUGAACCUGGUCGACCCCAUGGACCGCAGCGUGCUUCACUCCCAGCCAAUCGCAAGCAUCCGAGUGUGGGGCGUCGGCCGGGACAACGGCAGGGACUUUGCGUACGUCGCGCGGGAUAAAAACACCAGGAUCCUGAAAUGUCAUGUGUUCCGCUGUGACACGCCAGCCAAAGCCAUCGCCACCAGCCUGCAUGAGAUCUGCUCCCGGAUAAUGACCGAGCGAAAGAAUGCCAAAGCGAUGGCAGGAGGCUCUCUGCAGGACAGGAUGCAGGCAGGACUUGAUCUUCCUCUACAAGCAGAGUUCCCCACACCAAAGACGGAGCUGGUGCAGAAGUUCCAGGUGCUCUACCUGGGGAUGCUUCCUGUGGUCAGACCAAUCGGCAUGGACAUACUGAACGGAGCGAUAGAGAAUUUAGUCGGCUCUUCCAACAGAGAGGACUGGACUCCUGUGGAUCUAAAUGUGGCCGAUGCUACUGUCACCAUCAGCAAAGAAAAGGAUGAAGAGGAAGUGCUGGUGGAGUGUCGCGUCCGUUUCCUGUCUUUCAUGGGCGUCGGGCGAGACGUGCACACGUUCGCCUUUGUCAUGGACGCGGGCGGCCAUCGCUUCGACUGUCACGUCCUCUGGUGUGAGCCCAACGCUGGGAGUGUGUCUGAAGCUGUUCAGGCAGCGUGCAUGCUGCGGUACCAGAAGUGUCUGGUGGCUCGCCCCCCCUCCCAGAAGGCCGGCGGCUCGUCUCCCCCCGGCGACUCGGUGUCCCGCCGCGUCUCGACCAGCGUGAAGCGCGGCGUCCUGUCGCUCAUCGACACCCUCAAACAGAAGAGACCCGUCACCGAGUUGCCGCAGUAACCACAGUUGAACCUUACUCAUUCCCUGCCGCAACACCCCCCCCCCCCACCACUUCGUCACCAUGGUAACUAGUCACAUCUCUUGCCAAAAACCCGUCACCAUCAUAGACCCCGGUAUCCAUGGAAACACAACAAAGUCCGCAGGGUUUGCAACUGUUCCUUCGCUUUCCUUGAGUUCAAAUUUGAGUUUCAACUUAAAUCUGCUUCUUCAAAAAAAAAAAAACGGAGGUGAAUAAUGACUCGUCAAGAAGGAAUAACCACGGAGGAACCACCAUGGUCGUCACGGUGAAGUGUACAUAGAAGUAAAGGAGUGAGGACAGGAGAGCUCAAAGUGAAGAAGAAGGAAGUGUUCCUUCAUGCCUAACCUGUUGAUCUGUUCAUGCUCUACGUUGUGUUUGUGUCCCGUGCCUGUGCUGCCAGCAUGACCUCGCACACCUGGCCCCGCCCUCCUCUCAUACAACCUGGUUGUCCUGUUAGUCUGUAGAGGCUUUAACCCCCUCCCCCCUCUCUGACCCCUCAGUGUCAUUACCCUCAAUAGACUCUAAUGUAACAAAUGAAGGGGGCGGGGCUAUGGUGGAGCCAUCAAACUGAGUGUGAGAUGAAUGAAAGAAGGACGCUGCUACAGAAUCAUUCGAUCGAACCAUCAGUCUGUGCACUCUCCCCCCGGUCCGACCCCGUUCAACUGAUCCUGCAUGAACUUUUGAUAUGAAAAAAAAAAAAAAUCUCCACUAUAUCAACACACUGCUGCUGCUGCUGCUGCUGCUGCUGCUGCUCUCAAGAGACUGAAGGGGUGACAAAUCAAAGCCACGCUGUUUUUUUUUUCUUUUUCUCAUUUGUUUUUAUUCUUCAACUGUGCACGAGCGGUGACCUUUCACCAGGAAACAUCACUUCUUAUUCUUCCUGUUUCAUGUUGUGGUGUCCUUCUUUUGUUAUCGUUUGGAAGAUGACAGACUAUAGCCAUACUGGAGGAGGAGGAGGAGACGCAGCAGGUGGACAGAGUGGAACAGGAGACAUCAGCAUGCUGCUGCUGCUGCUGCUGCUUGAUACACAUGCUGGAGGAAAUUAGACAUUUUUAUUCCUUUAGCUCCCACCUCAGCAGAGACUUUAUGAGGGGAUCGCCGACAGGAAAGGCCAGAGGGAAUCAUGCAUCGAAGAAGACUGGAAGGAAUGUGUUUUUGUACCUGGGUGUGGUGGCGAGGAUUAUUUUUUUUUUUUUUGUCCACAGCUGGGCGGCUGAACUUUUGAGGAGGCGAGGAGCAGAGAGCGCCCGCCUCCCAUCCGGCCUCGGCUGAUUUUCCCGAGAGAGAAAAAGCCAAAAGAGAGAGACAUGUUGACUCGACCCAACAGGACCGUCCUGGGCUGCUAAACAUCUCCAGGGUUCUGUUCACUUGAAUGCACCUUCAUCGUGUUUUCAUUGCCUUCUUUCUGUCUUUUCUUUUUUUUUUUUUUUUUUGUAAGACUGUUUUUCAUCUGUGCCACAAAUCACUCUCUUUGUUUCGUCUCACACAAAUCUCAAUUCCACUCUGCUAGCUUCUGAAAUCACACAUCUGACCAGCGUGGAUGUAAAGGUAGAAACUAAUGAAGUCCUUUCAAACAGUGAACACAUUACAGGAGAUCACUGCCACACAUUUAGGGUCACGACCUCAGUUUCAGUUUUACUGUUGCUAGGU